AUGGCUGCAUCGAAGCUCAAGGAGUUGAAGAACUUGCUUGGUAAUCUUAACGACGAGGAAAUCGAAUCGGUCUUUCGUAUUAUCAACAAGCCAAAGACCACCAAUGCCGCCGAAACAACAGCCUUUAUUGAUAUCGAUGAUAUUGAUGAUGACAUCCCCCUACCUGAUAUUGACUUCAAUUUCCCGACCUCAGGUCGAGGGCCUGCUUCUCGGGACGUCUAUUACGACGACGACAAUGAGGGUGCCGAACGAUCCCGCAAACGACCGCGAGCCACCCUUGACUCAUACGGCACUACUCCAAGCAUUUUCGAUGUCGCCCAUGACCCAUACGUCACUACUCCCAGCUCUUCGAAGUCCACUUCUCUGAAUUCAUCUCGAGGAGGCCGCUCUUCGAAGUCCACUUCUCCGACUUCAUCCCGAGGAGGAGGGCUCGCGGCAUCAAUCUGGUCCUCGAAUUCCUCUAUUAGCCCGUCCUCCCCAAUUCCAUCAUCUCCACCUGAAACGUCCUCUCAAGGUGUUGUCUCUGUCCGAGGAGGGAAACCUCCGCCCCGGUACCAAGGAAGCUACGAAGCUGUUUCUGUGCCGAUGAAAUCCCAAAAGAAGAAGUUCAAGUCCGGUAAAUAUACAGGGCAAAAUUUCUUGCCGGCGAUAGCAGACAUGUGCAGCAACGACCCAGAUUAUGUCUUGUUCCUUUGGCACUCCGGUGUCCUACAGAAAGGCCACGAUAAUUGCGAUCCUGAUGUCGUCGACGCGAUCGGCAAUCAUGAAACCUUGAACCCCCAGGACAUCCAAUCCUAUGGCCGACUUCUCCCUGCGACGGAGUUUUUCAUUUGUUUCGGCGAGACGCAAACCGGAAAAACUAUGGCUGAGUUGCCUGGGGACUAUGCCACCUCAAUGGCUGAAAAUAACGUAAUGAAGCGGGCACACCCUUGGUUUGUGGAGGCCUACUACUUAGCGUGUAAGGAAGGUCGUUUCGGCAAUAUCAAAAAAGGGAACAUGCAGAAGCGAUGCCCGGACAAGAAACAACGCCCCAUCAAGAGCUGGUAUCGGAAAAGCACGCAUCCGUUCAAGAAGGAUGAAGCUCAUCAGAACGCGGCCAAGGAAGCAAACGGGGGCAACAAACCAGCCAUCCAGGUCGGGAAGAGCGAUCAGGAGACGGAAAAGAACAAGGGGGGAAAUAUCCCGGGAGGAGAUGUGCUGCGAUUACCUGGAGAUGCCACCGUUUGA
Cucurbitaria berberidis CBS 394.84 is the source of this 1227-nucleotide messenger RNA. RefSeq lists its product as uncharacterized. The record is from RefSeq and is a predicted model, not a curated record. The coding region runs from base 1 to 1227 and encodes 408 amino acids. The transcript has a single exon. NCBI's taxonomy places the organism in Eukaryota, Fungi, Ascomycota, Dothideomycetes, Pleosporales, Cucurbitariaceae.